Messenger RNA from Drosophila miranda, 3351 nucleotides. RefSeq names its product DDB1- and CUL4-associated factor 10 homolog. The transcript has 2 exons. The record is from RefSeq and is a predicted model, not a curated record. Bases 233 to 1816 code for a protein of 527 amino acids. Lineage: Eukaryota; Metazoa; Arthropoda; Insecta; Diptera; Drosophilidae. Gene Ontology annotation, cellular component: Cul4-RING E3 ubiquitin ligase complex. Gene Ontology annotation, molecular function: protein binding.
UUUGCUGUCUGUCACAGAGUGAUGCAGUGAGCUCAGCAAGAAAUUAAAAGACUGCUUUUAAUACCUACUUAAUACUACUUAAUUACACACAACAUCAUGCAUACAUAUUUACAUACAUGCAUGCUUACAUGCAUGUAUAUGAUACGGUCAUAGAAACGGAAAAACGGACGUCGUUAAAUAAAACAAAAGCGCCGCCCAUUGACCGCAACAAGUACUACCGAUUUGAUGAACUAUGGAGCAAUAUCUAAGUCGGCGCGAGCGUGGCAUCCAAUCGUGGGGAGAUGAGAACUUCAUAAUGCGUCGCAUAUACACAAGCAUAAACAUGUUUAGCAGCUAUUAUGCCAACCAGUAUUCCGGCGAGCCUGUACGCGACGGUGGAGCCAUUUUUAAUCUGGAAUUCAAUGCCGAUGGAAAUGUAAUGGUGGCCGCCACCGAGCGGAAGUCCGUGUUGGUGUUCGAUGCCAACACACAGAAGGAAAUUUUCAAGGUACCCGAUGCCCACACCGACAGCGUCAAUUGCAUCAAGUUCGUCGACGCGCGCAUCUUUGCUACGGGCUCUGACGAUUUAACCGUCGCAAUGUGGGACCUGCGCAACAUGCGCGAAAAGCUUCGUGUCUUGCAUGGCCAUUCCAAUUGGGUGAAGAACAUCGAGUACUCGCCCAAGGACAAGCUACUCGUCAGCUCCAGCUUCGAUGGCAGCAUCUUGACCUGGAACACCGCCUCGCACACGGAACAGGGCCUCAUCUCAGAGCGUGUAUUUCAUGUCAGUGGCCUCUUGAGAUGCCGCAUCUCCCCGAUGGGCGACAAACUGGUGCUGUGCACCAGCGGUGGCUACAUCAUGGUCAUCCAUCGCCUGGACUUGACUACAUUAUACGAUGACCUCAGUGGCUUCAGACCUGACGUCUAUCGUCUCAUGCAGGUGGUCGAUCAGUACAUACCAGUGGCGGCCAAAUUCGAUCAUUUGUUCUCGAGGCGCCAGCAGAGGAACCGCGUGGAGCUGGUCACAGAUUUUACGGAGCGCAACGAUGCCAAUAUGAUACUGGCCCUGCAGAUUCAUCCGAACUCCCGCUGCAUGCUGACGCGUGUGAGCUACGAUGAGAAUCGUGAGUGGACAUGCAUACACGACAUUAACGAGGACGUGGCUAACAUGAAAAGACGCCACCCAUCCAGCACUUCCGGUCGUGCAGCCAGUGCGUCUGGCAGCGGCCAAGACGGGUCUUCGACGCCUCCGACACGCCGCAUAUCGAACUAUAAUAGAAUCAACGGCCGUGGUGGAACCGCCGCAUACGCACAGCAUCUGCAUGAACAACCCGAAAGCUUUCCGCGCGACAUCUGGACAGCCGAGAUAACCGUCCAACAGCGUGCCAUAAGCCCAACUGCAUAUGAUUCAGUGGAUGCCAUUAGCAGUGAGGUCUUGCCAUUGCGUCAGGCGAUACCGGCAAGCCAACGCCAUCGCCUAGCGCGUCGUCCCUUUGUGGACCCAGAACCGAAAUCCAGAAAGCUCAUGUACUAUACUGCCGAGGCGAACGUCAUGCCUACCUACAUCAAGGAGCCGGGCUUCUCCGCCGACGGUCGUAUCAUCUGCUCGCCCUACGGCAAUGGCGUGCGCCUCUUGGGCUACAGCGCCGACUGCUGCGACUAUCCCAUCUACACGACGUUCGAGGAGGGGAAGAAGAGCCCACGCCAAAUGGUGGAACUGGCACACCUGAAAGAGCACCAGGAUGCGGUGCUCUGUGCCAAAUUCAGUCCCCGGGAGCCCCUACUCGUCACGGGCUGCGCCAAAGGGGAUGUGACCUGGUAUCGACCCAAUCUUUAGAAUUGCCUUUUUUAAUAUUUUUUAGUUUUCCAUAAACUUUGUAAUUUUUUUUUUCUUUUAUUUAAUGUACAAGAACCGUAGUCGUUACCGUGACUAUCCCCAAGAAUCUCUUGUUUAGAAAUACAUAGAAAACUGGUGGACCGAUUGGACUUGGUUGUUCUUCCCGAUAGACAACACUUAUAUGUAUGACCCUUCAUGGAGUCGGUUUUCUGUUCUUCAUCUGCUCAUAAGAGAAUGAUCUCAGCAAGGGUAUAUUUAGUUUAGCUAUAAGAAAAUUCUGUAGGCCUUACCUUAGCUAUUGUCUUGUGGAGUUUUGCAAAUUCAGUUUUCAUAGCAAGCAGUUUCUCCUUUCGAAACGUUCUGUGUCCAAAGCCAUGUACCUUUGUGAUGUACCUAUCUUUGUCAUACAUGCAUAUCUAAUACUUUGAAGAUAUUAAACGCCAAUGUACCGAUCCACGCUAACACCUAUAAUUCCAAGAACAGGAAGCAAAACAGUCGUCUAUGGAAAUCGUCUACCUGGCUCUCGUCUUCCAAGUGAACACCAGAGAUUCGGAACACCAAAGGAUCAGCUGACGAUAAGCUGUCCCAAGUGUUCUGCGUUUAAGAUCGAAAUACCAUCUUUCCUAGGCAUUUAACAAUCAAAUCGAAUUGAAUAACUUUUAUUUAAUCGUUGUGAGUCAGGAUUUAGCUCAAUUUGCAUAAAACUUAACUACGAAUAUUUGAAUAGAUGCAUAUAUAUGUAUGAUGCAUUCAUGUGUAAUAAAUAUGUAAGUUUGUGAGUAAUCAUUAUCGGUUCAUAGUCCUAUACCUACUCCUCUCAGGACUCUUGCCAGCGAGCACACCAGAUCAAUAGAACCUGCAACUACAUUCGACUAACAAUCAGAGGGGUUACAAUUUGAAUCGGGCUUAAUGCUAGAUUAGGUAUUACAUAAGUAUACUAGGUAUGUAUUAAACAAUAUAUGAUUAAUUAUAGACCGUUCUGAUGCUGUCAGAGUUGGGUGAAGAGCACGCGAGCCAGUGUUCAUAUAGCCCCAUAUGUACUAUAUGCAUACUUUACAUUUUAUAUAUUCCAUCUUAUCACAGAGGCUCCAGCACAGUUUCCUUUUCGGAUCUCGGAUCUCGGGUGUGGUGUUUGGUUUCUUGGUGUUUGCAAGUGUGUCUGUUGAUUGACUUUCAAAUUAUAUAAAUGAUGAUCCAAAUCAAAGAUAUUUAUCUUUUUGAAUAUACAUAUUUAAAGAGCUAAGAAUGGAUAGUUCAGAUCAAUGGGCACGGGGUUUCCUUCUCCUAGUCACCAUCCUCACUUCUCCUUUUCCAGUUUUCGGGGUCUAUAGCGUUUCCAGUGCUAUAAUACCAGUAGACAUUCCUUUUUUCGCGGCAUCCUUCUUUGUCAUUUUUGGGUGUUAACAUUUAUUUUUUUUUUUUCUCGGCGUCUGUAGGUCCAGGUCCAGGUCCAGGGUCCCACAUUACCUUUUUUAAGGGUUGGCCACCUGUGCAAUGCCACUAAUAGGGGUGGCUGCGGCAAGCUCGGACGUCGA